AUGCGUUUCCGCGCGAGUAUUCAAAAUAUCAACACUUUCACCAAAUUUACAGCAUCACUCGCCUCUCUGGGCAACAUCGCCUGGGUGCGAUUAGACGAGAAGGAUGUUCGAUUUACGGUCAUCCCCGAACAAGGUACGCAAGUAUGGUCCGUCCUUUCGAUCGAAACGAUCUUUGAAGAGUAUACGAUACAGUCCGCCGCGGCGAACAACACCAUAAAUCUCGAAGUACCUCUUGCGCCACUCCAACGAGCGUUGAAAAGUGCCCAGAAUGCUAUUGCCGCCAAUAUCAGACUCACGAAGAAGGACAACAUUCCGUUGCUGUCGCUUACGAUCACCACGCAAGCCAUGAACAGCAGCGCUCCCUUCGGAAACGGCCAAUCGGGUUCCACCCAGGAUGGCGUUAAUGACUUUGGCACAGCUGGUAACGGGACAGAGGAAAGCGUGGAGUUCUUCGGAGCGAGACAGGAGCGUGAAACGCUUGUCACGCAAGACGUGCCUGUUCGCGUACUUGCGCCGGCAUCGGUCGAAGGACUCCACGAACCACGAUGUCGCGAACCGGACGUGCACAUCGUGCUCCCAAAUUUGAUACAGCUGAAGGCAAUCAGCGACCGCUUCACAAAGCUGGCACUGUCCACGAAAAGCAGCACACGGGCUGUCUAUGGUGGUGCUGGUCCGAAACUCGAACUCAGCGGCAAUAUGCACGGUUGUCUUCGCUUAGCGCUCAAUACGGAUGCGAUGCGCAUCAACAGCCUAUGGACCGGCCUUGAGAACCCAGAACUCGAUCCAUCACAGGUUGCCGAUGGGGAAGCUGGGCUUGCCAACCACCCUAGUACCAGGAUGAAAGAACUCGGCGAUUCUUCUGGGCAGAGCGACGAAGGAUGGGCGACAGUGCGUGUCGACGGGAGAGAUUGGGGUCGAGUGCUGAGCGUUGGGCGGCUCGGUGGCAGAGUUAUCGCGUGCUUCUGCCACGACCACGCACUCAUUUUGUAUGUCUUUCUGAACAGCGAUGAACCUGGAGGGGGCGACCGUACUGAGAGCGAAGCCGUGUGGCAUUUGAUUGCAUGUGUACGAAAGAAAGGUCGAUGGGCGUGGUGCAAGGAGGAAGUUUAG
This is a messenger RNA of Pseudocercospora fijiensis CIRAD86, 1110 nucleotides long. RefSeq lists its product as uncharacterized. NCBI's taxonomy places the organism in Eukaryota, Fungi, Ascomycota, Dothideomycetes, Mycosphaerellales, Mycosphaerellaceae. Gene Ontology annotation, biological process: nucleotide-excision repair; mitotic DNA replication checkpoint signaling; telomere maintenance. Bases 1 to 1110 code for a protein of 369 amino acids. Gene Ontology annotation, cellular component: checkpoint clamp complex; site of double-strand break; nucleolus. The transcript has 2 exons. The record is from RefSeq and is a predicted model, not a curated record.